This is a messenger RNA of Colletotrichum spaethianum, 1971 nucleotides long. RefSeq lists its product as uncharacterized. The transcript has a single exon. The coding region runs from base 1 to 1971 and encodes 656 amino acids. NCBI's taxonomy places the organism in Eukaryota, Fungi, Ascomycota, Sordariomycetes, Glomerellales, Glomerellaceae. The record is from RefSeq and is a predicted model, not a curated record.
AUGCGGGUGACUGACGGGGAUCCGUUCGCCGCUCUGGAUGCGCCAGCCGCUGCUGCAACGUCGACGGCUGCGGUCGGAGACGUCGACGAGUUUGCGUCUCGCUUCCCACCUUUGGAUCAGUUUUCCAUUCUGCAUGAGCAAGGUUCGAAAUUCAACUUUGACUCGCACACUCCCCCUCCUGCGCAGCAGCAGAGAGUCCCGGUCCCGCAACCGGCUGAGAAGCCUGUGCAUCAAGCGUAUCCGGCGGCCCAGUCCCCACCAAAGAACUCGGAGCCGGUGCGGCCGAGGACUGUUGCCCCAACCGUCGCCGCUUCUUAUACACCACCGACGGUUAAAUCCCCUCCUCCGGUCACCGUUGGACUUACCAAGACGGCAUCUGCUCCUCCAAAGCCAACCGAGAUGAGCAGAGCGCAUGCCAUUAUCAACAAGAACCCCGAAUUGCAGGCCAUCUCGUCUCAAUCUCAGGCUCAGUACCAGCCUCAACCACAGCCAUCCAGAUAUGUAUCAACCGGCACAAUGACGACUUCUCCGCCUGUAGAACAACAGCCUCCACAGCAAAUGCCGGUGUGGCGUGUUCCCACGUCAGACCACCACCGGUCGACCAGCCUUCCCCGCCAGCAAGACCACAACGCGCCGUCGCGGCCGGGCGGAGAAGAAGGGCCACUCCCUCGUAACCCUUCCUACCAGCUCCGCCCGACCCACGUCCGACAUCCGUCGUCAUCGCGGCCGUCAUUGGAAGGCGGACGGCCAAGCUUGGAGCUUCUGGAUUCAAGCGCCCAACCGAGAAGAUCAAUCGACGGCCGUCCCAGGCCUAUCAGCACCCAUCUUGAGUCAAACCUAGACUUCCUGCGCGAGAAAGAAAGCUCCUCAAAGCCCCUUCCUUCCCCUAGUCUCAUGUCUCAGAAGUUUCCUGACAAAGUACCAUCACCUGCAAUGGCGGAGCCAGAGGAGGAAGCCCACAUUGAAUCCAAUGUUGAGUUCCUGCGCAGCAUGGAGGAGUCGGACUCAAAGAAGAGAGACCGGCAUUCGAAACACGGUAAACGUGGAAGUCUCGGUUCUUUGUCUGGGACGAAGAACAUACUUGCCGGGAAGUUUGGUGAUGCGUUCAAACGGUUCGAGGGAAAUCAAGCACCACCGCCUGCUCGAACUCCGUCGCCGCUCAAGCAACUGGACCGCAGCGCGUUGACUCCCAUUGAAGGAUCGGAGGCCACCGAUGGCCGGACUGACGAUGGUAAGGGGCACGAAGAGAUCGAAGACACACCCGCAAUGAGACGGGAGCUCGAACGCCUGCGCCUCGAGGAGGAGGAACGCCGGGUCGAGGCUGCGGCCGCGGAGUACCGCCAACGUUUUUCUAACCAGGGUUCAGGCCCAGGCAGCUCUGCGCCUCUGCCAAAGAGUAUUGGCGGAGUGUCUCGGGCUGUCAGCAUCCAGAAUAGGGUACAAAACCUGUUGAGCGAGGGUCAGAAGUCUUCCGCCCAGGUCCCGCGCACCGCUCAAGGAUACGGCGUUUACACAGACGCGGGUCCUGCUGCAGGCCGACUGGACAAGCAACUCCCGGACAUUCCCAGGAAGCCAGUCGGCGGCGUCAAGCCUCGGCCUAUGACGCCGUCCAGUUCGCAGGACGUGAUGGUCAACAAGGUGCGGCCGUCUGCAAGCGAGCCCCUGCCGACAGCGGGACGGUCCACGCCCGGCCCGCGGCCGGUAGCGCCCCGAAAGCCGAUGCACCUCAACAGCCUACCGACCGGUGGUCGGCCCGGCUCGCCGCCGAAGCAAUCACAGGCUCCCCCCUCCAUGUCUUCGGACCAUCUUGUCGGCGUGGGGCUCCCCGGGCGACCGGUGCUGGAGAUGUCGGCUAAGGAGAAGGACGACUACGUCCAGGACUUCUCGAAGCGGUUCCCUAGUCUGGGCUCGAUCGAGAUGGUGGAGCGAGACCUCGCAGCGGAAGCGGGCGAGCAGCGAACUAGUAGAUAG